Molecule: messenger RNA, 1293 nt
Organism: Kockovaella imperatae
Lineage: Eukaryota; Fungi; Basidiomycota; Tremellomycetes; Tremellales; Cuniculitremaceae
Product: WD40-repeat-containing domain protein
Exons: 6
Coding region: 36-1274 (412 amino acids)
Molecular function (GO): protein binding
Source: RefSeq, a predicted model, not a curated record
GUUCAUCGUUGCGCUUUUCAAUCGGGUACUAAGACAUGGACAUCAGGCCCUUACCUUACAUAGAUAUUCAGCACGACGCACUGUCUGUGUUUGACGACGUUGAGCAGGGCGUUGUUGGAUCAGAGGAUAUUUGGGUAUCGGGAUACAAAGCUGGGUCGUCGUCUGUUCAUGGACGAGCUAGAGUUGUACCGAGGGAAGGAGGCGGUACGGAAAUACGAGCUCGAGAUGGUGUAGAGAUCAAGAGGUUGUCCAAGACUCACUUUGAGGUUUCGAUACCGGCCCUGCAUCUCGACAGGAUACCUGUCAAAUUCCCUCGAGCAGUGAUUCAUCCACCAUAUACAAAGGCUAGCAAGCUUUCGCCACCACUCCAGGUCAAUUCGAUAGCUUUAUCACCGAAUGGCUCUCAUCUCCUCGUCGGCGGACCAGAUGGGUACUGCGGAGUCAUACCUGUUGGACCUGGCGCCAACGCUCAGGAUAUGAUCCAGUUCAAAGGUCACGUAGGGGAUGUGCUGGAUGUUCAUUGGUUUCCUAGCGGGGAGGUCUGCUUGACGACUGGGUCGGACUUGUCUAUUCGCAUAUGGGGCUCAAAAGACGGGAUAAACCCACGCACAUUAACUGGUCACUCUCGAGCCGUCACAAGCCUUUAUAUCGUUGGCGUAGGCAAACAAAUACUAUCAGGUAGCAAAGACGGAACGGUCCGACUGUGGGAAGUUGGUGCAUCCACGCAGCUGAAAAGAUGGAAUCUGGAUCACAUUCGACCCGUUGAAGCUGUACUGGUGAUUGAAGAUGAUCACGGCAAGGCGGUACUUGGUGCUCAAGAGGAAGAACGACUCGUGUUGGUGCUCACUCAAGUCGGCAUGGAAAUUUGGAAUUGGUCAACUCCCUCUUCUGGCUCACCGCGACAAUCUUUGGAAUGGCAGCUAGGAUCCAAUCUCGUUUGCGGAGCGUAUUGUCCAUCCCUUGGUAUACUAGUCACGGGUCACACGAACGGUGUGAUUGCCGUGAGGCGGCUCGAAACCCUGGACAAACCGACAUUGUUCAGGCGUAAUGAGAGUCCCGUCUACUCCUUGGCCUUCAAGGAUACUGCCCUGUACGCAGGCACUGCUGCAGGACUUCCGUGUCGGCUAGAAGUGAGUCUAAAAGAGGGCGAUCAGAUCAGUCUAGAGGUCAAGGAGGAAUUUGCAGGUUGGGAAGCGGUCGGAGUGGAAAGCUGGACUAUAGGUCAGGAUUCCAUGUGGUGUGCAGGUGGAGAAGGAGGCAUCAGACGGUACUAGAGGCUAGGCUAGUGGAUGG